Molecule: messenger RNA, 1350 nt
Organism: Dacryopinax primogenitus
Lineage: Eukaryota; Fungi; Basidiomycota; Dacrymycetes; Dacrymycetales; Dacrymycetaceae
Product: outer arm dynein light chain 1
Exons: 1
Cellular component (GO): cytoplasm
Molecular function (GO): protein kinase binding
Source: RefSeq, a predicted model, not a curated record
AUGGCAAAUACUGAACAAGGCGAUGAUUAUAUCCGCAGAUUCGCCGCUUUCAUUCGAUCUCAUGAACAAAGCUUAGCAAGCGCCGGCUUUGUUCCUCGCACACGACACCACUCAACCUCACAAUCAGAGCCUUACAACCUCCUCUCAUGGGUCACGCCCUCUCAACCACAGCGACAUACGAGUCCCGUCGUACUUUCUAUCGACCCUCACCAUCUCUCCUACAUUUUAAUGCGAAUGGAAGCGCUUGGCCUCAACGUAGGUGACAUGGACGUCAAGCUCGAAACACCCCUGAAGCAAAACGCGUACAUGUCCCUCCUCGCAGCGAAGGAUAGGGACGCACAGUCCAUAUUCUCAAUCCGUUCUACCCUCUCCGCCGUCAGCAAGCUCUCCCUCGGUCCUUCAUUAGGCUGGCUUAUGGGGGGCGCUGUUCAACCGCCCAGCCUCGACACCGAGCUCAAGCACAUGUACAGCCUCAUGACGCUCCUACCGGCUCUCUCGUUACACGCCUUCAGUGCACGCAUGAUUACGGAACUUGCGGAAGACCCACCGGUCGACAACGCCCUCCCUCUGGAUGUAUUCAAGAGCCUGCAGAGCUUGGAGAUGACGGACGUAGACCCGCGGGACUACAUCGGAUGGGAUCAACUGAGCAUUGGCCUAAGGAGUUUCACGAUAAGGAGGAGCAGCGUGGAGGACGUGAGCGACGUGCUAGUAGAUGCGGUGGCCAAUGAUAUGGUGAGGAGGAAGGGGGAUCUCAAGACGCCUGUGAAGAAUCGACCUAGAUUGAUUCACCACGCAUCGUCUAUUCGCUCGCAACAUCCAUCCAUUAGCCCCGACGGGCUGCCGCACUCCCCACCUGCCGAAGCGCCUCCUCCCACCCUGCCCGCCUACACUUGGGCAUCUCUGCGGCACCUUGCGUUACCGGAUAACGCCCUCACCUUCUUCCCUUCGGCGCCAACCCCAUACCUCAGCGCGCUGCAAUCGCUCGACCUCUCAUCAAACCUGCUCGUCUCCCUCCCGCCCUGCCUAUCUCAAAUCCCCACCCUCACACACCUCUCCGUCGCUCACAACAUGCUCGACAGCAUCCUAGGGAUUGGUGCCCUCCUACCCGAAGUCCGCAGCCUCAACCUCUCUCACAACCGCCUAGACAGUCUGUGCGGGCUCGAGCGUCUCCCUCGCCUGCGCUUCGCCGACUUGCGCUCCAACGCUCUAGAAGAUUCGGCCGAAGUGGGCCGGCUGUCCCAGUGUAUGGAGAUAGAAGACGUAUGGAUAGAGGACAACAUGUUCUGCCGGACCGAGCCAGACUGGCGCGUCCGGGUGUUCGAGCUUUUCAGGCGGGAGGGCAGGGAGGUC